Molecule: messenger RNA, 729 nt
Organism: Lottia gigantea (owl limpet)
Lineage: Eukaryota; Metazoa; Mollusca; Gastropoda; Lottiidae
Exons: 3
Coding region: 1-729 (242 amino acids)
Source: RefSeq, a predicted model, not a curated record
AUGAAGUAUUUGGUUAUAUUAGCAGUAGUAGUUGGUUGUGUUUACAGCCAAACAUCACCAACAGCAGCCGGUGGUGGUGCCCUCAACAAUUGGAACAACAACAAUGUAGGUUACGAUGGUUACCGUAACGACUACAACAACAAUGGCGGAUAUAAUGGCUAUGAUAAUACUUGGAACAAUGGCGGCCAAACCAUCACAGGUGCCGAUGGAGCCUAUCAUGGUACUACGGGUUACAAUAAUGGUUACAAUUCCAAUGGUUACGAUAACCAUGGCAGCAACAACAAUGGUUACUACGGUAGUUGCCAUGGAGCCAACUGUGGUCAUGGUGACAGCUACGGUCAUGGUGACUAUCACCAUGAUGAUUAUCACCAUAGCAACAGUCACUACCACGACAGUCAUUACCAUGGUGAUCAUUCUUCUUCGUCAUCAAACUUGGCCACAAGCCAAAUCCUGAGCAUCUUGUUAAGCUCUCUUGGUGGAGGUGGAUACGGAGGCAAUAUGGGCGGUUUUGGAAACUUCGGAAGCUUGGGAGGCUUAGGAAGUAUCUUCAAUGGAUUUGGUGGAUAUGGCAGCGGUUUUGGAGGCCUCUUCAAAAGGUACGAUUCCUUCGGCUUAGCAUUUGCAUCAUGGCAAAUAAUUGGGUUUGAGUUUAUUCAGAACAGCAGCAUAGAUAAGCCAUUAGGGCGACGUCAAAGGUUCUUGCAGUUGAAGAUGAAUUGUAUUUAUUGA